AUGGCUGCCGAUAUCUCGUGGGACGAAAUCAAGAACGAAAAUGUUGAUCUUGAGAAAAUACCAGUGGAAGAAGUGUUUCAACAGUUGAAAUGCUCACGAGAUGGUCUAUCAUCUGAAGAAGGAAGAAACAGACUUCAGAUCUUUGGACCAAAUAAGCUAGAAGAGAAAGAAGAGAACAAAAUUCUCAAGUUUCUUGGGUUUAUGUGGAACCCUUUGUCAUGGGUGAUGGAAGCAGCCGCGCUAAUGGCCAUCGUGUUGGCCAAUGGCGAUGGUAGACCACCGGAUUGGCAAGAUUUUGUUGGUAUUAUGUGUCUUCUCAUAAUCAAUUCAACCAUUAGUUUUUGGGAAGAGAACAAUGCUGGAAAUGCAGCUGCUGCUCUUAUGGCUAAUCUUGCACCAAAGACUAAGGUCUUGAGGGAUGGAAAAUGGGGAGAGCAAGAAGCUGCAAUAUUAGUACCAGGAGACUUGAUUAGUAUAAAGUUGGGUGAUAUUGUUCCAGCCGAUGCUCGUCUUUUAGAAGGUGAUCCUCUUAAGAUUGACCAAUCUGCACUUACCGGGGAAUCUCUUCCCGCGACUAAGCAUCCAGGAGACGAGGUCUUCUCUGGCUCUACUUGUAAACAAGGUGAAAUUGAAGCUGUUGUGAUAGCAACUGGUGUGCAUACCUUCUUUGGAAAGGCAGCUCAUCUUGUUGAUAGUACAAACAAUGUUGGACAUUUCCAAACGGUUCUUACGGCGAUUGGUAACUUCUGCAUAUGUUCUAUCGGAGUAGGAAUGUUGAUUGAGAUAAUUGUAAUGUACCCCAUUCAACACAGAAAGUACAGAGAUGGAAUUGACAACCUUCUUGUGCUUCUCAUCGGAGGAAUCCCAAUUGCAAUGCCAACUGUGUUAUCUGUAACAAUGGCUAUUGGUUCCCAUAGAUUAUCUCAACAAGGAGCCAUUACAAAGAGAAUGACCGCUAUCGAAGAAAUGGCCGGUAUGGAUGUUCUUUGUAGUGACAAAACCGGGACUCUCACUUUGAACAAACUUACAGUUGACAAGAACCUAAUUGAGGUGUUCCCAAAAGAUGCAGACAAAGACACAGUCAUGUUACUUUCAGCUAGAGCUUCAAGAACAGAAAAUCAGGAUGCUAUUGAUGCUUCCAUUGUUAAUAUGUUGGCUGACCCAAAAGAGGCUAGAGCAGGAAUCACUGAGGUACAUUUCUUGCCAUUUAAUCCUGUGGAAAAGCGUACUGCGAUCACAUACAUAGAUAGCAAAGGAGAUUGGCAUAGGUGCAGCAAGGGUGCUCCUGAACAAAUAAUUGAUCUUUGUGAACUCAAAGGAGAGCCUAGGAAAAGAGCUCUUGACGUGAUCGACAAGUUUGCGGACCGUGGCCUUCGUUCACUUGGAGUUGCUCGUCAGACGGUUCCUGCUAAAGAUAAAGAAAGUGCGGGAAGCCCGUGGGAGUUUGUAGGUCUUUUACCACUCUUUGAUCCUCCAAGACAUGAUAGUGCAGAGACUAUAAGACGAGCUCUUGAGCUUGGUGUAAAUGUUAAGAUGAUCACUGGUGACCAAUUGGCUAUUGGUAAAGAGACUGGUCGUAGGCUUGGGAUGGGAACCAACAUGUAUCCUUCUUCUUCUCUACUUGCGAACAAAGAUGACACCACUGGUGGAGUUCCUGUGGAUGAACUCAUCGAAAAGGCAGAUGGAUUCGCAGGAGUCUUCCCUGAGCACAAGUAUGAAAUCGUAAGAAAACUGCAAGAGAAGAAGCACAUCGUAGGUAUGACCGGAGACGGUGUCAAUGAUGCUCCGGCACUAAAAAAGGCAGACAUUGGUAUUGCUGUAGACGAUGCAACUGACGCAGCAAGAAGUGCCUCAGACAUUGUUUUGACCGAGCCAGGACUGAGUGUAAUUGUGAGUGCAGUUUUGACUAGUCGAGCUAUAUUCCAACGUAUGAAGAAUUACACCAUCUAUGCAGUCUCUAUCACCAUACGUGUAGUCCUUGGCUUCAUGCUCGUAGCUCUCAUAUGGAAAUUUGACUUCUCUCCCUUCAUGGUUCUCAUCAUUGCCAUCCUAAAUGAUGGAACUAUCAUGACCAUCUCCAAGGAUAGAGUGAAGCCAUCUCCAAUCCCUGAUUCAUGGAAGUUGAAAGAGAUCUUUAGUACCGGAGUUGUUCUAGGAACCUACAUGGCUCUCAUGACGGUCGUCUUCUUUUGGCUAGCUCAUGAUACUACUUUCUUCGAGGACAAAUUUGGAGUAAGGUCACUUCAAGGUAAAGAUGAUGAGUUAAUGGCGGCUCUGUAUCUACAAGUUAGUGUUAUUAGUCAAGCUCUCAUCUUCGUCACUCGAUCAAGGAGCUGGUCCUACGUUGAGCGUCCAGGACUUCUACUUCUCUUUGCAUUCCUGAUUGCACAACUGAUUGCCACUAUCCUUGCCGCAAUGGUGACAAUGAAGUUUGCAAGAAUGAAAGGUUGUGGAUGGGGAUGGUGUGGAGUCGUAUGGCUUUACAGUCUCGUCACAUAUAUUCCUCUUGAUAUUCUUAAAUUCAUUAUACGUUACACUCUCAGUGGAAAGGCUUGGAAUAACAUGAUCGAGAAUAGAACCGCGUUCACCACCAAGAAAGACUAUGGUCGGGGAGAGCGAGAGGCUCAGUGGGCGCUUGCUCAACGUACUCUCCAUGGCCUUAAACCUCCGGAGUCCAUGUUUGAUGACAAGGCGACUUAUUCCGAACUUUCGGAGAUUGCUGAACAAGCGAAAAAGCGUGCAGAAGUUGCUAGGCUAAGAGAGGUACAUACUCUAAAAGGACACGUUGAGUCUGUCGUGAAGCUCAAGGGACUUGACAUUGAUAACCUUAACCAGCACUACACUGUCUAA
Molecule: messenger RNA, 2850 nt
Organism: Arabis nemorensis
Lineage: Eukaryota; Viridiplantae; Streptophyta; Magnoliopsida; Brassicales; Brassicaceae
Source: the annotation of a GenBank genome assembly